Messenger RNA from Physcomitrium patens, 4205 nucleotides. Its product is annotated as alpha-xylosidase 1. Gene Ontology annotation, molecular function: carbohydrate binding; hydrolase activity, hydrolyzing O-glycosyl compounds. NCBI's taxonomy places the organism in Eukaryota, Viridiplantae, Streptophyta, Bryopsida, Funariales, Funariaceae. Gene Ontology annotation, biological process: carbohydrate metabolic process. The record is from RefSeq and is a predicted model, not a curated record.
UCACACUCAGCGUUUGGCCCCUGGUCACCCCGAGCAUCAACGAGUUCGGAGGCAGUUUCACUCCCGGUUUGAGAGUUGGGAUCGGAAACCACCAACUUUUUUCCGACCUUGUCGUUGGGCAUUCCAGGGUCGGAAGUCUCUGGAACUCGGGGGAAUUUUACCUCUCUCGUAUGUCGUCGUAUUUUCUUGUCGGGGAGUUCACGAGGAGUGAGCAUUUAUAAGUGGCGAGGCUUGCAUUGGUGAAACGGUGCAAGUAGACACAGUUUUCUUUGUUCUUUGGGCCUUCAUCCGCGCAGUGUAGAGGAAUUCAUGUCAUAAAGAUCAUUGCUGUAUCUUAGUCGGUGAAGCUCGCGAUCCUGUUGUGUUCACGAACCUUUGAGAGAAAGAGAGAGAGAGAGGGAGAGAGAGAGACUCAAACAUUCGCGAGGUGACGACUGUCGUCCCCUGUUGUUGUUUACCGAGAAGACUUGUGGAGGUUUGUAAGUGGCAGCAGUGUAAUUAGGAAACAAAAACUAGGUUCACAUUCGACGACUCAAUUAAGUCCACGAAUCGGUUUUUGUGUAGAAUUACGCUAAAAAAGCACUAGUUCGCUUUUGAGCCAUUCUUGAUUGAGCCACAGUUUUGCGCUUUCACGUGUCACGCAGUAUUCAAGGUCAUUGCGGAGUACUGUAAACUUGUUGGCAACCUGUGGAGAUUCCCACUUCGCCAUCACUGCUUCAUUUCAUCUCUGUUUCAUUCAAGCGCCGCUAUUGCUUCGACCCUGUGCUCAUUUCGCACAGUUUGCAACAUCUCCAUUUGCGUUUACACAAGGGAGUUAAAGCUUUUCCGCCAUGACUUCAAGAGUCAGGAUGGAGGACUAAUGGUCAGCUGAUUUCUCGGCGCUUUUGAUUCUGACUUGCCUCUGUUGAGGCUGCGAGUGUGGUGCCGCGGGAAGAAAAUCUCCUCAGCCUUACCGCCAAUUACUGUAUGCUUACUUAUUUCGACCACCUUCUGAGCUAUCACUUGUCCCUUGUGUGGGCAAUCCUCCUACAUCGCUCUCGUGAGGCCGGAUCCGGGAAGAUGCUGAAGGUCAUGGCUUUGGGGUGGGCGUUGUUUCUGCUUACCCUGGUGUGUUCGAUGGUCUCUGCUACCGAGGACCUCAACAGCGCAGGAUACCGUGUGAUCGAAAUCAACGAGCUUGCGGAUGGAAGCGGGAUCGCGGCCCACCUCAAGCUAAUCAGUGGGUGUGCGACUUACGGACCCGACUUGGAAGACCUCAGACUUAUUGCCAGGUAUGAGGAAGGCGGCCGUGUGCACGUUCACAUCACUGAUGCAUUCCGCCCGCGGUGGGAAAUUCCUGACUCUCUUAUCCCGCGCGAUCGCGUGCAGCAUGUCAGCGUUGGGCAGUCCACUGCAUCGAUUCAGGUCUCCGAGAGCUCCUUCACGCUAGCGCACGAGAGCUAUGCGAUUUCCUCUCAUCCGCUCAAAAUCAUUUGGACUAAGGACCCUUUCAGUUUCGCCAUCAUUCGGAGAUCCAAUGGAGAGAUUCUGUUCAACACACUUCCAGAAGCCGAGGGCAGCCCGCACGCCUUCAACUCUAUGGUGUUCAAGGAUCAAUACCUGGAGAUUUCUACCCGUUUGCCACAAAACUCAUACCUCUACGGACUUGGUGAGUCCACUAGUCCGGAUGGAAUGCGCCUCUCACAGGGACGGACUUACACCUUGUGGGCGACGGAUAUCGGUAGCUGGAACGUGGAUAUGCCUUUGUAUAGCAUGUAUCCUUUCGUACUGGAUAUGCGGAAGGGCGGGACAGCACAUGGUGUGCUACUCCUGAAUUCCAAUGGCAUGGACGUUGAGUACAAGAAGGGGGAUUCGCUCACUUUCAGAGUGAUAGGCGGCGUGUUUGACUUCUACUUCUUUGCUGGACCGUCGCCAAUGGCAGUGGUCGACCAAUACACGCGGCUCGUCGGGCGCCCUGCACCGAUGCCCUACUGGUCUCUCGGUUUCCAUCAAUCUCGCUAUGGGUACAAGGAUAUAGGUGAGCUGGAGACAGUGAUGGCGAAAUAUGAAGCCAUCAAUUUCCCUGUUGAAUCGAUUUGGUCCGACAUUGACCACAUGGACGGGUACAGAGACUUCACCUUGCACCCGGACCACUAUCCCGAAGAGAGAGUGCGCAGUUUCGUGAAAGGUCUUCACGAGCGGGACCAGAAGUUCGUCAUGAUCAUCGACCCAGGAAUCAAAAUUGAUGAGAACUAUGCAACAUUCACACGAGGUCGAGAGCUUGGAGUGUACCUCAAGAAUGGAACUGGGGAUGGUUAUUACAUUGCCCAGGUAUGGCCGGGAUUCACCCACAUUCCUGACUUUCUGCAUCCCAACGCGCUCGACUGGUGGACCAAGGAGCUGGAAGAGUUUCAAAAGACUGUUCCGUAUGAUGGUCUGUGGCUUGACAUGAAUGAGCCCGCGAACUUCUGCGGUGGAUCCAACUGUUGGUACGAUCCUGCUGUGAAAUGUACCAUCAUCGACGUCUGCUGCAUGACUUGCGACAACCACCCAGAUGUGCUCACACGCUGGGACAACCCACCCUACGCGAUCAAUGGCUAUGCAAACAAGUUGCCAAUUUACAAGAACACUGUGGCUAUGACUGCUGAGCACUACGAUGGCAGUCGAAUUUACGAUACUCACAAUAUUUACGGCAUGACGGAAGCGCUCGCCACUUACAAUGCCCUGAAGAAGAUAUCAAAGAAGCGGCCGUUCGUGUUGUCCCGGUCAUGCUUCGUGGGCUCUGGUUCACACUCUGCACAUUGGACCGGUGAUAAUGGUGCGACAUGGACCGAUAUGAAAUACUCGAUCGCCAAUCUCCUGAAUUCUGGCCUAUUCGGAGUGCCCAUGGUGGGCGCCGAUAUAUGCGGGUUCUAUUUCGAGACAAACGAGGAGCUUUGCCAGCGCUGGUCUCAGGUUGGCGCAUUCUACCCCUUCGCCCGCUCUCACUCCGACAUCCACACAGGCCCCCAGGAGAUUUAUCUCUGGAAGUCCGUCACGGAGACGGCGUCUAACGUCUUCAACUGGCGGUACCGCCUCCUGCCCUUCUUCUACACGCUGCUGUACGAGGCGCACCAAAGUGGUGCCCCGGUGGCGCGACCCCUCUUCUUCGAGUAUCCAGAAGACGCCGAGACGUGGACCAUUGACACCCAAUUCCUUCUCGGAAGUUCAAUCCUCGUCUCCCCGGUCCUGGAGCGUGGCGAAACCUCGGUGCACGCUUACUUCCCGAAAGGAAUUUGGUACAACCUCUUUGACACUUCUAAAAUGAUCCGCGCCGUGGACCACGGAGUCUGGGAGCACCUUCCAGCACCCAUGGACACGAUCAAUGUCCACAUUCGCCAAGGUUCAAUUAUCCCAAUGCAGGACUUUGCCAUGACGACCACGGCCGCUAGGAAGACGCCCUUCUCCCUCCUGGUGGUAUUCGCGCCCGCCUCCGACUUCGCUGAGUUCUGUGCCGCACCUUAUUCGAUUGUGUGUCAAGGCAGCGAUCGCGAAUACGCCACGGGACACAUCUUCCUGGAUGACGACAUCCAGCCCACCAUGGACAUCACUGAAAGGCGCGCUUCCCACAUCAAGCUGGAGGCAAGUCGCACCGAUGGGCAUUACGUUCUUCGAUCGAUUGUGACCCAGCCGGACUACGCCAUUGAUCAGGGGCUCGUGAUCAAGACUGUGUCCGUGCUUGGUGUGCAGUCUCAACCGUUCAGUGUGCGCGUGAAUGGCCGACUUGCUGCUGCCCAUGUCAAAGUAACUGCGAGCGCCUCUCUCAUGGAGAUAUCAGAGCUGAACCUCCCCUUGGGUGAAGAGUUCGAGCUGAUCUGGAACACAAUGCCAAACGGAAGCAGUUCUCAUUCAAGCUAGAGACAACUGCAGAUUGAAAUCCUAGCUUAAAACAAUCCAAUUGUGUACCAUAGACUUCCAUUUGCCAAUUUAUGCUUCGGCUGACUAACACUGAUUUCAUUCGAUCUCCUUCUCUUUAGUGGAUCAAUUACAGAUUGAUUUGCCGAGCUUUUCUUAGGUAACCCAAUCGUGCUACUAGAUCAUAGCCCGCCGCUUGCUGAUCAAUUCGACGUAACAGAAUAUCUAUCCUUCUGAGGCGCAGACUGAUAGCAAGUAUUUGUCGUGGCAGCGCUGGCUUAACAUUUUAUUAAGAAAUAAAGAUCGAAACAUCAGUUUUUUUUUUGCUGAAA